Messenger RNA from Camponotus floridanus (Florida carpenter ant), 1074 nucleotides. It is a transcript of the gene mRpL15, whose product is annotated as 39S ribosomal protein L15, mitochondrial. The record is from RefSeq and is a predicted model, not a curated record. The transcript has 5 exons. Lineage: Eukaryota; Metazoa; Arthropoda; Insecta; Hymenoptera; Formicidae. Gene Ontology annotation, cellular component: mitochondrial large ribosomal subunit. The coding region runs from base 118 to 1008 and encodes 296 amino acids. Gene Ontology annotation, biological process: translation. Gene Ontology annotation, molecular function: structural constituent of ribosome.
AACGCCGUUGAUGUCACUACUGCGUGAUACUUAAUUUGAGGUUAAGAAAACCUGUUUGGGUCGAUCAAUAAAUUAUUUUUCUUAUAUCAUCUGUGAAAAAGUUUACUAUACAUUGAUAUGGCUGGAAAUAAGAAAGGGACAGAGUUAGCGUUAUCCAUUUUGAGAGUAUUACCUAGAUUGACAUUAUCAAAUAUUCGAGAUAAUCCCGGUGCGCCAAAGGGAAAAAAUAAACGAGGCAGAGGUCAACAUGGUGGUAAUAGACAUGGUGCUGGACAAAAAGGUUCUGGACAGAGACAAAAUUAUAUGCGCUUGGGAUAUGAAACUGGCAAUACUCCUUUCUAUUUGAGAUUUGGUAACGAACCUUACUACAGGGGUCAUCAUUUGAGACGAGAAUAUCCACCGCUUAGUUUACAUAAACUACAAAUGCUUAUUGAUUUGAAUCGGCUGGAUAUCACUAAACCAAUUGAUCUUAUAACAUUAUUAAAUACUAAAUUAUACCACAUUAAUGUAAAUCAUAAACAUGCGGGUGUUCAUUUGACAGAUGAGGGUGCACAUUGUUUUAAAGCUAAAAUAAAUAUAGAGGUACAAUGGGCCAGUGAACCUGUAAUUGCAGCUAUUGAGAGAAAUGGAGGUAUAAUUACAACUGCUUACUACGAUGUGCACUCUCUUCAUGCCAUGUGUGAUACAGAGCAAUUUUUCAGCAAAGGUGAACCGAUACCACGUCGAUUUUUACCACCGGACGAUUGCCUGGAAUAUUAUUCCAGCGCCACUACGAGAGGAUACUUGGCCGAUCCUGAGAAAGUCUCUCAGGAACGAUUGGUGUUAGCCCAAAAGUAUGGUUACGAGUUACCAAAAAUCGAGGACGAUCCUGAUUACGAGAUGUUAUGCGAGCGCAAGGAUCCGCGACAAUUGUUUUAUGGUCUGGAACCAGGAUGGGUGGUCAAUGUUCCUGAUAAAGUAAUAUUGAAACCUAAAGCCGACUAUCUGAAGGAGUUCUAUACAAGUUAAAGUAUGAGAAUAUAAGAAUAUAGUGUAAAUUAAUUAGAUUUAAUAAAUGCUAUUCUUAUCAUUCGA